This is a messenger RNA of Arachis stenosperma, 2110 nucleotides long. Its product is annotated as beta-1,6-galactosyltransferase GALT29A-like. The transcript has a single exon. Gene Ontology annotation, molecular function: sialyltransferase activity. The coding region runs from base 527 to 1840 and encodes 437 amino acids. The record is from RefSeq and is a predicted model, not a curated record. NCBI's taxonomy places the organism in Eukaryota, Viridiplantae, Streptophyta, Magnoliopsida, Fabales, Fabaceae.
UUUCCACACAUCUCACUCACUCUCACACCAUAAUGGCCUUUGCCCCACAGUCAGUGUAGUGUGGCUUUCCUCCACCACUCAAUUCAUUGCCUUUUUAACGUGCUCUAACACCACCACCAUUUUAAUCUUCAAUAACAAUUAAAGCCACCACCACUACCUCCACCUCACAGCAAAAAACCUGAUUUAGAAAUAUCAUAUUUUCAUUCUCUCACCACCCAUUAGGAACCCAAAAUCUCAUGCUCGAUGUUCCAAGCUGAAACUACACACAUCACUGGAGAAAAAUUAUUCAGCUUCCGCAACUGCAACACAUUCUUGAUCCUCUUCCAUGCCAUUUCACAGCUUAACCUUUAAUUUGUUCCUUUAGGGUUCUGUUCUAUUAUCCCUCAGCUCUCAGCUCUCAGCAUCAACGAUGACAAAAAUCACUUUUUGACAACAACUCGCCAGAUUCAAACCAAACGCCGCCCUAUGCAGGUCACAACAUUUACCUCCAAAAAACCACACCCCAUUGUCUUCUCCUCCUUCACCUAUGCCUUCUAGGGUUUCCGAAGACAAACAUGAAUCCGAAACAGAACCACCCUACCCUAAAACUUUCGCCGCCGUCGACCCUUCAUUCCCAAAUUUAGUGACCAUGAAGAACGCCUUCCCCAUGAAACGCACCGUUCGACCACUCUUCGCGCUCGUCCUCCUACUCGUCUUCGUCGCCACCCUUACCUCACGCAUCAUGUUUCGCCGCCCCUUCCUCUCCAUCGAGCUCGAGACGCGCGUCCUCUUGAUCCACGCGCCCCCUCCUCCUCCUCCGCAGCUCAACGCCACGCUGCUCCGCCACGCCGCCAUCGAGAUCGGCGAGGACAAGGCCAAGCAGGAGAUCCAGCAGCUCCUCGAUGGUAACUUCGGCAGUCAGGCUCGCCACCGGACCUUCAUCUCGUGGCGGCGGAUCAUCCAUCACGACGUCGCCAGCGCCGGAGACAGAUCCUCCUCCCGGAGCACCAUUCCGGCGACGCUCCGUUCCCCUCUGUUCUACCGUUACUGGCUCGAUUUCCGUAAGGUCCUGAACGAUUGGGCGAGGAAAAAGCGAUUCCAAGCAAAUAUCAUGGAUGAGCUGAUUCGGUUGGUGAAAGUCCCCAUUGACAAGAAAAACGGUAUCUUGGAUGGGAAUUUACGAAAAUACGGUUCUUGUGCGGUUGUGGGGAACAGCGGGAUCCUGUUGAAGAGUGAUUAUGGUAGGUUGAUUGAUUCGCACGAUGCAGUGAUAAGGCUGAACAAUGCGAGGGUGAAUAACUUUGAGAACAAGGUUGGGAAGAAGACAACAAUAUCAUUUGUGAAUAGCAACAUUGUGCACCUCUGUGCCAGAAGAGUUGGAUGCUACUGCCACCCUUAUGGGCCUCACAUCCCCAUUGUUAUGUAUAUUUGUCAGGCCAUCCACUUUCUGGAUUUCACUGUCUGCAAUGCUUCCCACAAGGCUCCCCUCUUGGUAACUGAUCCCAGGUUUGAUGUCUUGUGCGCAAGGAUUGUCAAGUAUUAUUCAUUGAAGAGGUUUGUGGAGGAAAGUGGCAAGACCUUGGACGAGUGGGGGAGUGCCCAUGAUGGGGCUCUCUUCCAUUACUCCUCUGGAUUGCAGGCCGUCAUGCUUGCUCUGGGCAUUUGUGACAAAGUUAGCAUCUUUGGAUUUGGUAAAUCAGCUUCUGCCAAACACCAUUAUCAUACCAACCAGAAGGCUGAGCUCCAUUUGCACGAUUACGAGGCUGAGUAUCAGUUCUACCGCGACCUUGUCGAUCGCCACAACCCUAUACCAUUCCUCUCAGACAACUUCAACAUCCCCCCUGUUGUUUUAUAUCACUGACUCUUGCCUAUCUUUUUUAUAUGGUUCUUUCAUCAUGAUGUCUGAAAUUUUUUGUUGUCAUACUUGUAGUGAAAUGCAUAGAUAGUGGAAAGUUAAACAACGGUGACUCAAGGUUCAAAGUUUUGUAUUAUUGUCAAGUUUGUAAUCUCCCCCCAAAAAUUGUAGCCUUAAGGCAGCAGUAACAAGCCAACAAGUGUAAAUUUUUGUUAGAACAAGACACGCCUAAUGGUUAAACAUGCCAUCAUAUCUAUAACUUUUCUUCUUUCUCUA